AUGGAGUUCUUCGCAGGCGACUGGUCCUACAUUGGAUCAAAAGAAACGCUUUGCGACCACAUUUCGAAGACUUGCCACAUCGAGAAGGAGUAUGUGAACGGGACCUACAAUUUCCGAGCCGCGAGUAUCGCUAAAAGGAUGUCAUGGGCCGCUUCAAGGGAGACCACCAGAGUCGAAGACAUCGCAUAUUGCCUUUUAGGCAUAUUUGACGUCAAUAUGCCUAUGAUCUACGGCGAGGGCAAGAAAGCAUUCCGAAGGCUACAAGAGGAAAUAAUCAAGCUAUCCCCGGAGGACCAUUCCAUCUACGCAUGGGGAAUAGUCAACCAGCCGUCCAAUGUGUCUCUUGGCACAGCGCAGGCCAUCGAGCAUGUUGAAGCGCGGCGGCGAAAAUGCUACGGCCCUGUUUUCAACCCAUUAUUAGGUCUACUUGCAGAGUCACCGAAGCAGACCCGCGGCAACACCCCAGUCUGCAUCGGCAGGAGCAUCAAGAUUGACCUUCCCGUUCUCCCUGCCAAGCGCUGGUCUAGCUACUAUUGGCCACACUCUCCAGUUAAACAAUACCGUCGUGCCGUUGAUUCCGUGCUCCUUUGCACUACGCCCAAUGGUAAAAGGCUCAUAUUUUUACCUCUCAUAUUGUGGGGUGAUGGUUAUUUUGGCCGAACUGAAGAACUCACUACUAGUGAUGGGAUCGACAUGGAAAACGAAGAUCCUUCCACCCUGUUGAACCUGCACCAGCCUCUACACGUAGCUGCUGAAGAGCAUUUAGUUCAACCACAGCCCUAUGACAUUGUCAUACGCGAGCUGGAGGUCAUCGAGCUCAAGGAAUUGUCCUUUUGGGGAUGUGUGAUCAACCCUAGUAUCCGGCUCGAGCGAGAGAUGGUGGCUCGGACCUGA
Parascedosporium putredinis is the source of this 894-nucleotide messenger RNA. The record is from the annotation of a GenBank genome assembly. Lineage: Eukaryota; Fungi; Ascomycota; Sordariomycetes; Microascales; Microascaceae.